AGACAACAAUACUCUAAUUCAAUUCUAUGCUUACUUCCUCACAAGCUCUCUUAUCUUUACCUACCACCAUCACUCGAUAAUAAUAAUACCAAUAACAUGAAUCACAACACCGCCACCGCUACCACAACCACAACCAAACGCCCCAAACCCGGGGACCUUAACGAUGAAGUUACAAAAAAAACAAAGAAAACCGACAUUGAUCAAAUAAACCACCCUGUAUACCGCGGUGUACGCAAGCGGAGUUGGGGAAAAUGGGUGUCAGAAAUCCGCGAGCCAAAGAAAAAAUCAAGAAUAUGGCUUGGGACUUUUGACACCCCAGAGAUGGCGGCCCGGGCCCAUGAUGUAGCUGCGGUCGCCAUCAAAGGUAACUCGGCCAUCCUCAACUUCCCUGAGCUGGCUCACCAACUCCCCAAGCCGGCUUCAAACUCCCCUAGAGAUAUCCAAGCCGCGGCUCUUAAAGCCGCCACGUUGGUCCUUCGAAGCCUUAAUUCCGAUAAAGAUGAACAAUCCGAGCCAACCCGGAUUGAUCAACUUCCAUGUUCUUCGUCUUCAUCUUCAUGUUCACUUCAAAGUGAUAUAACGGAUGACCCGUUUCUUGAUUUGCCGGAUCUUUAUAUGGACCUCGGGUACCGGAUUUUUAACACAUUGUCAGAGAAGAGUACUGGUAACAAUGAAUUCUGGCCAGAAGAUCAUUUCUUGUGGAGCUAUAGCUAAAAAUGUUUUUGUGCUAAAAUAAUAAUAAUAUUAUAUUGUUGUUACGUCUAGAAACUUAAAUUUUAUUAUUUGUGAGAUUGAAAUCUAUAUUGUUUUUUUGCUCAUUUUUGUAAAUUAAGUAAGUUGAUUUAUGGCCA
Molecule: messenger RNA, 851 nt
Organism: Helianthus annuus (common sunflower)
Lineage: Eukaryota; Viridiplantae; Streptophyta; Magnoliopsida; Asterales; Asteraceae
Product: ethylene-responsive transcription factor ERF039
Exons: 1
Coding region: 97-714 (205 amino acids)
Biological process (GO): regulation of DNA-templated transcription
Molecular function (GO): DNA binding; DNA-binding transcription factor activity
Source: RefSeq, a predicted model, not a curated record